UAGACCUGAAGAUUCAAUAAUUAUAAGCCAGUGGUAUAAUGCAUUUGGUAUCUAGAUGCCAAUUUAAAGAUUUGCAUUAUUUUACUUGCAAACCAAUGUAACAUCUAAAAAGUAUGCCUUUGACUAUUGCACUCCGAUGGCUCUUAAAGACCUCACUAAUCUUUGCUUUUAAACACACUGGAUGCUCGUCCUCAACCAACAACACAAACAUAUUUGACUACAAAGCCCAGCUACGGAACCAGACUCAUCACCAGAGCCUAUACUUAAACUUCAUGCUCUUUGCACACGGGUUUCUAUUAAAAAGGUUUCCAGUAAAAAUAAUAAUUAUAAUAAUAAUUAUACAUUUUAUAUAAAGAUGUGAGUGUUUUACUGUUUGGACUAUCCUUCUGUUCCAGCCUGUCUUAAGUGAAGGAGCAAGUCCUCCUGGGGAGGCCUUUUGCAUUCACUGAUGCAUAGGCAUGACAUGGAAUUUACAUUAGCAUAUCUUUACAAGCACUCUGUAGGGGAAAUCAUUUACAGCCACAAAGAGACGAAAGACAAAAAACACAGCGGGUGUUAGAGACAAUUCUAAAGGGAUAGAUACCAGGAGGAUGUGGUUGACUCUGGCCACACGGUAAUGAUUUCUUCCACUUGCCUCCGAAGUUGGAUAUUGGAGUUGGAAGUGACAUGAGUCCUAGACUGAAUGCUUGGCUUUCUAUCCUCAUGAUAGAGCCUGGUCAGUGCUCUGCAACUGGCUCAUUUAGCGAGUCACAAAAACUCAAUAGCGGCAGUACAUAUUGAAGCUUUUACAGUUUUAGUAAUGUCUACAUGCACUAUCACCAUCUUGGUUUGUUAAGUUGGGGUUGGUGGAGCUGCUCCAAUUUUCUGAGUGAGAAGAUAUUUCCUAUUUUAUGCACCCUUGUGUUUUUACUGUUACAUUUUUUUCUAUUGAUAUUUGACAUUGAAAAUAUCUGUGGAUCAUUUGAUGAUAAGAUGAUAACUUUUAAUUCCCAGUGGUUCCCAAACCUUUAAGGAUUUCCAGACAAUAAUUCUCCCCCAAUCUGCUAUCCAGAUGUUCAGGCAAUAAAAGCCCUAAAAGAUGGGCUCCAUAGAUCAAGUCAGCAGACUAACUGAGGAAAUCAGAGACUGAGAUAUGAUUUGUCUUGGUUCCCCUUGGAGGAAGCCAGUCUGCAACUGUAAACCACCUCUGAUGCACAAAGUAGACAGAACUAACAUCAUGUGGAUGGGUUACAACAGUAAAAUGCUGCUUUUGGAUCGCUGCAUCAGUGAACACAGCUACAGCGAGGGCCAUGAGCCACUGCCAGGCCCAGGCUUGAUUAAAUAGGGAGAUAUGUCUGUGAAGGUUCUCAGUCAUCCAGGUCAUCGUAGUCAAAGGAGUUUGCAAAGAAAAGCGUCUGGACUUCUUUAAGUUGCUUGAAGACGUUUCACCUCUCAUCCGAGAAGCUUCUUCAGUUCUAAGGUCAAAUGGCCGAGAGUCCCAGAUUUAAACCCAGUGGGAGUAUCCCCCCCUAAAUAGGGAGAGCUGGCUCAGGAAGGGCAUUCGGCAUAAAAAUGCCAAAUCAAAUGCAUGGAUCACUAAAAUGCAUCAGUGAAGGCAAUCUACAGUAAUGUCAUAUAACAAUACUGAAAGGGGUCAUUUUCAAUCAUGUUUAAGAUUUAAGUUAGAAUUCUGGGACUGCCAUGUAUGUGCUGAAAGUGUAAUAUCGAGUUUCUGCUUAUCAUUAUAGUUAUUGUUAAAAAAAAACAACUGAAAACGUUUCAUUCACUACGUAUUGAACUGAUUUAAUUCAUUCACAGCCGAGAAGAUUGUAUUUGUGUCUUUACUGUAUGACUUGAACGGAAAUCGACAAGCUCUUGCUGAACUCACGAGAAAGGCUGCCCCCAGCUGGGCACAAUAGGGAACUACUGCAUUUUUAGAAACCUUCUGCCUUUAAUAACGGCGCUUUCAGCAGCUCCUCAGCAAACAUAAUUUCUACUCUCCUGCUAAAUAUUAGGAGGAUUUACAGUAAAGCCAUGCAUCACCUCUUAAUUUGCUUGUUUGUACCUAAGUUUAGCUCGGCGCUCCCAUCUGGAAAUGGCUCCACUCCCUUUCUGUGGACUUUUCCUGGCCACUUUGUAAUGGUUGGAGAUGAUGCAGCAGACUACCUAGACCUGUCACUCUUAGAUGAUGAAGGCUCAGGAUCGACGCAGGAGUCCAGUAAAGUACACCCCCCUCACCCCCAUCAUCCGCGGAAGCACUAUUAUGUCUCGGAGGAGACCAAAGCGUUUCUCAAGGGUAGCUUGGCCACACGUUUCAUCCCCACCGUUUACAUCUUCGUCUUCAUCAUCAGCAUGCCCCUUAACCUUCUUGCCAUGGUGAUGUUCGUGCGUCAAAUCUGCCCCAAGAAGCCGGCGGUGAUCUACAUGCUCAACCUGGCCUGUGCUGACCUGCUGUUCGGGCUGCUCCUUCCCUUUAAGAUCGCCUACCAUUAUCACGGCAACAACUGGAUCUACGGAUCCUUCAUGUGCAGAGCCGUCACUGCUGCCUUCCACUGUAACAUGUACUGCUCCGUCCUGCUUGUGAUGUGCAUCAGCAUUGACCGUUUCCUGGCUGUGGUUUACCCCAUGAACUCGCUCACGUGGCGCAGCCCUCAGACGGCUUCAGCUGUGUGCGCUGCUAUGUGGCUCUUAUCCCUGGGAGGAGUGUGCCCCCUGCUGAUCUCAGAACAGACCUUACAUAUAUCGUCUCUGGGCAUCACCACAUGCCAUGAUGUGCAGGACGUAGGAAAACUGCAGUCUUACUAUCUUUACUUCUUCCCCAUCUACUCCUCCGUGUUCUUCUUCAUCCCUUUUAUAUUCACCGUUGUCUGCUACAUACGCAUCAUUCAGGCUCUGGCUGAAGCCAACGUGGAGAACCGCUCCAAGAAGACUCGCGCUGUGGUGAUGGCUGUGGUUGUGCUGCUGGUGUUUGUGGUCUGUUUCACCCCCACCAACAUCAUCCUCAUGGUUCACUAUAUUCAACUGGCGCACAAGGCUAGUAGCAGUUCUUACCAGGCAUACCUGCUCUCCAUGUGCAUAGGAAGCUUCAGCUGCUGUCUGGAUCCGGUCCUCUAUUAUUUCGGGUCCUCUCAGUGCCAGAAGCAGGUGGUGGCACUGCUCAGAUGCAGGCGACCGGGACAGGGUGAGAUUGGCUCACACACACAAGCAGCACAAGAACCAGCAGGCUGACAGAGAGCAGCAGAUUGUGCAAAAUGGAGAGCGUUCAGACUGAAAUGGGGAGCCAUUACAGCAGGCUGAUGGCUUAAGACACGAGGACUGAAAAACUGUUUGGGCUGUCAGCCAUAUCCACACUAUAACAGACUACUUCUGUUUGCUCAAAAUGUUUUCAAGAAGUGCACGAGGUGGAUUAGAAGAAGUAUGAAACUCGAUGUGGUGCCGACUUUAGACCCCAGUGGAAG
This is a messenger RNA of Oreochromis niloticus (Nile tilapia), 3437 nucleotides long. Its product is annotated as proteinase-activated receptor 1-like. Gene Ontology annotation, biological process: positive regulation of blood coagulation; blood coagulation; positive regulation of Rho protein signal transduction. Bases 2014 to 3207 code for a protein of 397 amino acids. The transcript is spliced from 2 exons. The record is from RefSeq and is a predicted model, not a curated record. NCBI's taxonomy places the organism in Eukaryota, Metazoa, Chordata, Actinopteri, Cichliformes, Cichlidae. Gene Ontology annotation, molecular function: thrombin-activated receptor activity. Gene Ontology annotation, cellular component: plasma membrane.